AUGUGGCAGCGAUUCAUGUCCGAAUCGUCGCACAAUCGUGAGCUUCGCGUUAACAAGGAGCGCCUUCAGCACCACGUGGCACACCGCGUAGCCUGCAUUGGCUGCCGCCGAGCCAUCGACCACGUGUUCGACACCCUGUCCGAGUCGAUUCACCAAACUUUACAGCCCCUGCACGUCAGCAACGAUGGCUCCGUCUCCCUACAUGCAUCGAUCGGCAACGACCCAGUGGAGGCUUUCAUUCACUUGCAUCCAUUCAGAAAUGUGACGACACAAACGUCCACCGCAGGCAAACGCUGUAUUCUACAUCGCGCGUCACCCCAAGCUGCCCUAGAGCGUUUGGACGAGGACGCCUGGCAAGAGUUGUGGGAAAAGGUGCCCGAGAAGGAGCGGGAGCUGAUCAUGGAUUUUGAUGACGAAGAAGUGGAGGAAGCUGCCCAGACGCACAUGAAAAAAUUUUGCCUACAUUGCCGCCGCGAGGUCGAGAAAGCUUGGGAGGUGCUCAAGCAGAUGGAAUGGUUUGAUAGCAAGACCUACUUACAAGACACUGGCUAUGACCCCAUCAUUUUCGAGGGCUUGUCCUACGAUAAGGAGGACCGCGUGCUGCAAGUUAGCUGCGACUCCACCUAUCUCUGCGAAGUUAUAGCCUUUGCGCGUAAGGACAUCUCCGACCAGGAGCGCCACGCGGAGACACAGAUCAAGGCCCAAACGGAGGUGGUCAUGAUUGUGGGUCAUUUGGUUCGCAAGCGUGUCGGUCAACUGCAAUGGCGACUGGCCAUUGCGGAGCAACAACAUAGUAUGGCCUAUGCACUGGCAGCCUCAGCCUUGUGGGAGAUGCUGGAGCAGGACAUUGUUGAGCGAGAAGCAGAAGAAGCGGCGCGCUCCUUGCUACAGCUGGAAGAGAUGGAGGAAGCCACAAAAAGCAAGAGCAAGAAGAAGAAAAAGAAGAAAAACAAGGCCAAAAAUAACGACACUGAGGCACAAAACAAUGCUUCCGCCAAAAACAAUCAGCGCCCGGGGCAAGCAGCCGUCUCCAAUCAACGCGCACCCUCGGCGGCCUCUGCAUCCGCAGACGUAACCGGGGCAGCAGCUGCAACCAAGCCCGCGCCCGAUACCAAGGCAGAGGCAGGAUCUGCAAGCGCAGCCACCCAACCGACCGCAACUGAAGACGGCGCUGCACAGCCUUUGAACACCGCUUUGAACGCCCAUACUGCCACACCAGAUGCACCAGCCUCCACUGCGACACAUUUAGCAACCGAGUCUCGCACGGAGCCAACCACAGACAAUGCGCUGGAUUGGAAACCACGCCUGCGUGAGACGCAGCUUAGCGAGCCCAAGUCUCUCCUUGAUCUUGCAGCCGUGCUUGACGAGUUGGACACAGUCGAAGACGAGGAUGACGCUGAAAUGGCAGAUGAGGAGUUUGAUUUGCUCAAAUCCAUGGGCUGGUCUGGUGACACUGACACGUCCGUGGACGAUUCGUGUUUAGCCGAUCUUAGUUUUGAUACGCUCAAGGCGAAACAGCUUGAUUUACGGCAACAGAUCCGCGAACGAUUCAACCAAUUUGUUGAAACCGGCCACCUGACGUUUCAGUGUCGCAAUUACAUCAAGGUGGAUGACCAACACGACGUGCAUUUGGACGUGUCCAGUACCUCUAGCGAAGACUCUGAGAGCGAGCUAGAUAGCGAGGGUGUAGGCGGUCGUCACUCACCCAGCCAACGACGCCGGCGCCACCACCGGGACUCGUCGCGAAGCCACCGUGAUUCGGACGACUCUGAUGACGACGAUCGGCGACGGUCGAGCAGUAGCAGAGACCGCUCAGAGCGCAAAUCAGCCAAGAAGGAGAAGAAGAGCAAGGAGAAAAAGUCCAAGAGCGAGAAAAAGAGCAAGAAAAAGAAGCAUAAACAUCGGCAUAGCAGCCGCCGUGACCGCGAUCACGAUCGUCGGUGA
Monosiga brevicollis MX1 is the source of this 1944-nucleotide messenger RNA. RefSeq lists its product as uncharacterized. Gene Ontology annotation, cellular component: cytoplasm; nucleus. The coding region runs from base 1 to 1944 and encodes 647 amino acids. The record is from RefSeq and is a predicted model, not a curated record. NCBI's taxonomy places the organism in Eukaryota, Choanoflagellata, Craspedida, Salpingoecidae. The transcript is spliced from 14 exons.